AAAGAACUCGCAAUGUCAUGACGAUCAGAGAAGACCUGAGUGGAAUUUGGGGUCCAAAGCAGCAUGUUGAAAUAUCAGAAGCUGGGUUUAACUGAGUGACGGGACUGAGAACGGCCAACAGCCAACAGAGGUUUGUUGUAAUUCAUUAUGUGGAUCUGAGAGCACUCCAUUCACUUGAAGAGCAGAAGACACACUUUUAUUGCACAGACCACAAGUCUAAAAGGUUUUCUGAUUAGAAUGAACUAAUAUCUCUUUAGAGGCCUGGUCCAUGUAUCACCUGAUUUUAAAUUCACUACUUCAAAAACAAAAUAAUGUCUCAGUCGUUGUCCAAACAGCUUGCUCUUUCACUGAAAGACAAAAGCACAUUGAUAAAACCAGAGACAGGGCAUCUACCUGUUUAUAUAAUUCCACAGCAAGAACAAAAAAUCGAUGAAAAAGGGUGCAAGAAAUUCAGUUUUGGGAAAGAGUCCCAACCUGGUAUCCGUAAUCGCACCAUAAUGGUUCUUGGAGCAACUGGGGCUGGGAAGACAACUCUCAUCAAUGGGAUGAUCAACUACAUUCUAGCUGUUGAAUGGGAUGAUCCAUAUCGGUUUAAGUUAGUUGACGAGGAUCAGUCGAGAUCGCAAGCUGAAAGCCAGACCUCUGAAGUCACUGUGUACGAAAUCAACCACCAAGAGGGCUUUAAAAUCCCCUGCUCUCUAACUAUUGUUGAUACCCCAGGCUUUGGAGAUACAGGAGGCAUAAAAAGAGACAAGGAGAUCACAGAACAGCUACGUAGUCUCUUCUCUGCCGAGCAUGGCGUCAGUGACAUUGACGCUGUGUGUUUUGUAGCCCAGGCUGCUUUAGCUCGGCUCACUGCAUCACAGAAGUAUGUGUUUGAUUCUGUGCUCUCAAUCUUUGGCAAAGAUGUGGAAGAAAACAUCCAGGUUCUGGUGACAUUCUCAGACGGCCAACCCCCACCAGUUCUAGAGGCGAUCAAAGCUUCAGGUCUCCCAUGUCCUAAAACAAAAAACGGGCUGCCAGUUCACUUCAAAUUCAAUAAUUCUGCAUUGUUUGCACAGAAUCAAUCAUCUGCUGCUGCUGCUGACUCGAGCGCUGCUGCUGACUCGAGCGCUGCUUCUGACUCGAGUGGAGAGGAGGAAGAUGAAGAAUUUGACGAGCUGUUCUGGGAAAUGGGGGCAAAAAGCAUGAAGAAGUUCUUUGUUGGUUUGGAUAAGAUGAAAACCAAAAGCUUGACAAUGACAAAGGAAGUCCUCGGAGAAAGAAAGCAGCUUGAGAUCUCAAUUGAAAAUGUGCAAAAGCAGGUUAAAGUAGGGUUAGCUCAGCUCGAGGAGAUUAAAAAGACAACUGAAACACUUAAACUGCAUGAAGCAGAGAUCAGCAGAAAUGAGAAAUUUGAGUUUGAAGUAGUCGUCAUAAAGCCUUUUCAAGAAAAUAUUUCUGGCACUGGAGGCUUCCUCACCAACUGUCAGGUGUGUAAUUUCACCUGUCACAGGGCAUGUGCCUACGCCAAUGAUGCAGAUAAAAUAAAGUGUUCUGCAAUGGGACCAGAUGGAAACUGUACCCAGUGUCCAGGCAAAUGUGAUUGGAGACAACAUUUUAACCAGAAGUACAGAUGGGAGUAUAGGGAGGUUAAAGAAAAGCAAACCGUGCAGGACCAGAAAGAAAAGUACCUGAAGGCCUCAGAGGCUAAAGGAACUGUUCAGGAACUAAUCCACAACAUGAAUGUUGAAUAUCAGCGUGUUCGGACUGAAGUGGGGGAGAUGAUGAAGAGGUCUGCCGAGUGUCUAAACAGACUAGGAGAGAUCGCACUGAAGUCAAAUCCUCUCUCCACUCCAGAGUACAUUGACCUGCUUAUUGAGGGAGAGAAAUCUGAGGCCAAAUUAGGCUGGAUGGAACGAGUCCAGCACCUGAUGGAGGUGAGAAAACAAGCAGAGCUCAUGGCUAAAGUAGGCAAAGGGGAAACCCUACUUUAAAGUCAGGAAGCUCUAACCUAGGGAGAAUCAAGACCAGUGCCAACUUAGACCAAGACAAGAGUUGAAAAUAAUAUCAAGUUUAAGAAGAGAUUUAAGCCGAUGAUACUGAUCCGGACUUGUUAGUGACUUAAUAACCAAGGGAUGAUACCAAUCAUGGUCCUUUUCUUUCUUUUCUUACAAGUUGUUUUUUAACUUUCUUUUUUCUUAAUCAUGAGGGUUUCAAUUUUUUAAAACAACUUCUGCAGCAAAGAUGUUUUAUGAAUGUUGAUGAAUUUAAAAAGUAAUCCUUGAAAUAAAUGCUGAAUAAGAGACUGACCUGAGUUAUAGAAGCCAGGGGAACAGAGGAAUUAAGUCAGGAUAUUUUGUGUCUACGAACGGCAUGUGUGAUUUUGUUGUUGAUUUGUUAUGCUGUGUUGUAACGCCAAAGUAAUGUUGUUUAAGCAAUGUCAAUAAAACGGAAAGAGUUUGAAGCCAAAUAUUUCCUCCAAUCCAGAGUACAUUGACAUGCUUGCUGAAUGAGAGUAAGCUGAGGCCAAGCCAAGUUGGGCUCAAAGAGUUCAGUGCCUGCUAAUCAUGAGAAAAAAACUAUGAGUCUCGACACUUGAGAGACUUAAAAUUCAAUAACUUUGCCAACUUUUUUUCUAUGUUUAAACAAUUGUAUUUUCAGGUUAACCAAACAGGAGAUAACAGAUUAACCAUCUUUGUGUGAACGCAUGUUUUGCAUGUACUGUUCAGUUUGCAGUUAUUUCCCCCUGUUAUGAUCAUUUACAUAUUUCAUGUAUGCAGUUUACAUUGCUCAAUACAUUACAUUUAGCUGAUGAUUCUAUCCAGAGCGCUUUACCAUACAAUGUUUUAAAAACAUUUGUUGCUUAGUGUUUUUUAUCUUCUCUUCAGGUAUAUAUAUAUAUUUUAAAUAUACUUAAUGUGAACACUUUUAAACAAUUAUAUUGAUGUUUAUUGAAUUGCAUGUUAUUGUCCUGUAGUAAUUAAGGGAGAGAUGA
Messenger RNA from Trematomus bernacchii (emerald rockcod), 2977 nucleotides. RefSeq lists its product as uncharacterized. The transcript has 3 exons. Lineage: Eukaryota; Metazoa; Chordata; Actinopteri; Perciformes; Nototheniidae. Bases 312 to 1976 code for a protein of 554 amino acids. The record is from RefSeq and is a predicted model, not a curated record. Gene Ontology annotation, molecular function: GTP binding.